This is a messenger RNA of Diabrotica virgifera virgifera (western corn rootworm), 693 nucleotides long. RefSeq lists its product as uncharacterized. Bases 1 to 693 code for a protein of 230 amino acids. Lineage: Eukaryota; Metazoa; Arthropoda; Insecta; Coleoptera; Chrysomelidae. The transcript has a single exon. The record is from RefSeq and is a predicted model, not a curated record.
AUGGAUGAGAAGAAGAUUAAAGCUAUAUUUGGGGAUCUACUUAAGGAGCACCUAUCCUCAUUUAAGAAAGAAAUUAAUAAAGAACUUGGUGAAUUGAAGAAAUCGGUCCAGUACAUUUCUGACUCAUUCGAUGAGCAGAAGAAGGCUAUUGAGAAGCUGUUUUCGGAAACAAAGCAACUAACAGAAGACAAAGCAGCUAUGACACUGAAAAUACAAGAAUUGGAAAACAGGAUAAAUGAAAUAGAACAACAGAAAAUAGAGAAAAAUAUCAUCAUAGGUGGUAUACCGAAGCAAGAAAAUAAAAGCCUAACUGAAGUUGUGCAACAUGUUGCAAGGUCAAUGCAGAUUGAAAUUAAAGCUGAUUCAAUCUGUGAAACAUACCGCUUAGGUAAGCACGAAAAUGCACCUGUGCUAGUAAAACUAAGUAGCCAUAAAACUAAAAUCGAAUUUUUUCAAAAAGUGAAACAAAUGAAGGGAAUUGACACUCAUGUUUGUGGUCUAAAUGGAAACAGCAAAAUCUACAUAAAUGAAGAUCUGACGCCACAUAUUCAAAAGCUUUUUAAAAAAGCGAUGGAGAUAAAGAAACAAAAAAACUUCUACUCAGUUUUUACCAGAAAUGGUAAAAUAUUACUAAAAAAAACUAGAACUGAGGCUCCGGUGAAGAUUUUGUGUGAGCAGGACUUGAAGCUGUAA